GUAAACAUUUUUGAGAGCUGUAGGUGUGGGAGGAUUCAGUUCGGAUGGCAAAUAUUUAACACAUAUGUGCAUUUAACUAUGACAUAGUGAUCUCAUUUGUAUCCAACUCUAAGAGAAGAAAGUAUCACCAAACUGUUGUAAAUUAUUCUGCUGCUUCCUUAAUAAUUAAAAUGGGUGACCUUCGUGGGGACAUGCGAAAGGCGAUGGCAGAAGCCUGCAAGAAGGAAGGUCAACCGCCCAUAAUCGAAAAGACGGUGGGGUCAAUUUGGGAUCAUUUCAAAAAGUCUCAACCUCUGGUGUUGGCAGAAAAAGGAUUGCAAGAUGAUUGGAAGGAGAAGGUGAGCGUUUGGGAGUUGUUACAAAGGAGUCUGGAAAAGUACGGGAUUCAUCCAAAAAUUGUCGAGAUCACGAUGAAAAAGUUGAAAGCAAAGUACGGGGAGACCCCGAAUGAAGCCGCUGCAAGAGUCAUGCUGGGAUAAGUAGUUUUGUGUAAAUAAUUCUUAUCUGAAUAUUCCAAUCAAUAAAACGUGUCGGGUGUUUUGAUAAUGAAAAACCUACAGUGCAGUGUCGAUCUAGCCCGAGUCAAGCCAGAGUCCGCAUCUAAAUUUUUGCCUAAUGACCCCAACUAUGCAUAUUACCAUAUAGCUUAUUACUAACUAUUCUCAAUCUUCAAAAAAUGUUCCCACAAUUCAACAUGAAAAAUUUAAGCUUUUUCAGCCAAUUUCAAAAAUUAGUAUGGGUCACCCUGCUUGGUCCAUCUCCCAAAAGUAUUCCUAAAUUUGACCUCAUAUUUUUUGGUCUAAUGUACACUUGCACCUUCGUAUUGAAUUUAAUCAUUCAUGCCAGAUUUAAGUCUUCUACGACCAAUUUAAAAAAGCAGAGGGGUGAUCCUACCGGGUCCCUCUAAAUAAUACUUUGGUUGUUAUGACAUUGUAUUCUCAGUUUAGUACACAAAUAUGACCAAUGUCUCGAAUAUCAGUCUUCUUCUACCAUCAUUCUGCACAAUGACCUUUAUGUCCACCUCCAUGUGUGGUAAGCUACUUGACCGAUUUUGCUCAUAUUCGAGCUUAACGCCUCAUUUUCCCCAACCUACAUGUGUCCCAAGUUCCAAGCCGAUACGACAAGUUUUACGAGCGUAAUCGAUAGAGACAGGCAACCACGACGGAUGCAUAAGCCCUGACUCGGGCUAAAAAAUGAGAUUGACCACAGCAUCUCUGUUACCUAAUUGCUUCACGUUUAUUAUACAUACAGUACAGUUGACAAUCUACCUUUCGGUGUACAUAUCUACAAAUCCUUAAAAGCUUAUACAUUUACAUAUGUAUGUACAUAUUUACCUACACAUAUGUACACACGCACAAACCGAAGUAUUACUUCCUCUCUCAAAUCCCUCAGGAUUCCUCAUCCCCCAUUCCUCAGUUAAGUAAUACAAGCUUUAUGAAUACCAUUAUAAAAUUUAACUUUACCACCGAGUGUAAUAAAACGGUUAAACUAGGUCACAUUAAACCAGGAAAUAAAACAUAAAAGCUGCAACAUGAAAAUGCUGGAAAUAUUAAAAAUAUAUAUAGAAAGUAAUAGGAAAUACAUUAUUAUAUUUGCCCUGGUACUCCUCCAGAUUCAAGUUUAUCUGCAUAUUACACGGUCAGACGUAAUUUACGAACAACAAACCCAGUUCUUAAGAAGUGAACGAUCAUCAUCAUGCCCCCCGGAAAAGCAUUGGACAAACUUGAGAAAGAAAUGGAUCGUAGUCACAUCAAUAUCUCAUCCAACGGAGCAAGUUAUCAAGCUCAGUCGCCUCCCAGAAUUUCAACUUGUUGUUGUCGCCGAUCAGAAAACUCCAAAGGACUGGACCCUUGAGAACGCCAUAAUUCUAAGCACUGAAAAACAACUCCAGCUGGGAUACAACAUUUUACAGCACAUUCCUUGGAAUGCUUACACACGAAAAAUGAUCGGCUAUCUGUUCGCUAUUCAACACGGGGCUGAAAUCAUAUACGAUACAGAUGACGACAACGUUCCCAACAUUUUGACCGAUUUCGAUAAGUAUUUUGCUUUCGGGAAUACCACGCGUGGUUUCAUUGCUCAGUCCGACGUGGGAGAGUUUGGUUACAUCAAAAAUCCCUAUGUCCAUUUCGGCCAGAGGUCAGUUUGGCCGCGAGGUUAUCCAGUGGAAUUGGUGGGUUCGGCCACCAACAAUAAUUACACGGUGUGCAGAUAUACCACACCAGUUAUUCAGCAAGGGCUUGUAAAUGGAGAUCCCGACGUGGAUGCUAUCUUCCGUCUUACGAGGAAAAAAAUGUACAAAAAUAUUGACAUCCAAUUCGAUGGUUACGCACCACAGGUUGUUUACCCAAAAGGAAUUCUGGCACCUUUUAAUUCGCAAAAUACACUUUUUCAUUAUGACUCCUUCUGGGCGUUGAUGCUCCCAGUUUCCGUCGCUUUUCGGGUCACUGAUAUAUGGAGAGGAUAUUGGGCACAACCACUGUUGUGGAAAAUUGGAAAAAAUUUAGCCUUCACUGCAACAAAUACGACACAAGUUAGAAACGCGCACAACUAUCUCAAGGAUUUCGCAGAAGAGAACAAAAUAUUUCUGGAGGCUGGAUCAUUAGUAAAAUUUUUAGCAGAGUGGAAAUGUAGCUCGACAGAUUUAUACAAUUGCAUGGUUAGCUUGACUGAAGACAUGGUCACUAAUAAAUUUUGGGACGAACAAGAAGUAUCAUUAGUUAAAGCAUGGAUUUUAGACCUGAAUUGCGUGGGAUACACUCCACCGGUAAUUGUUAAGGAAAGUAAAGCAGGCUCAUCCCUGUGUGUCAAUGAUUUCCAAACGUACUCAAUAUUUAAUGGGAUUACUAGUAAUAGCGAUAAUAAUAAUAACGCGACGUCUAUAAAUGAAAAAUACGAACUGAGGAAAUUUUGUAAUUUCGGAUUCGACGUUAAUACAACGGUUCCAAAAAAUAUUUACCCAGAAACCUUGUUAGUGAUUACCUUCAAUUUUCCACAUUAUGAGCAUAUCUGGCUACUUGAAUUAAUUUAUAGACCAUAUUUUCCCAACAUACUGUACUGCGGGGAUGGAAAGACAUUUAAAACUCGGGAGGAUUUAGAAAUUUCAUUUGUUCAUGCUAACGUGACCGACGGUUGGUCUUGGUACGAAUGUGCCCUGCGUGCCAUUGAUAUGAAUUAUGGGAUUCGUCAAAACUACAUAUUCUUAUCGGAUGACGUGGUAUUCGAGUUUUGGAAGACUGAAGAAUACGACAAGGAUGAGAUUUGGGGAUACAAAAUUGAAGAUCAAUUAUUGGAUGUUGCUCUUCUAAACCAGUCUGCUCUCGUACCUCAAGACUUUGCUUGGGAGUGGAACCGUGGAGACCUUGGACGAGUCGGGUGUUUAAAAGCGCUCACAAGAAUUGCAAACGAAUCAGCACAAAACGAGUUACUUGCUCAAUUUGUGAAAAAUCGAGGCGAAUUUGGACUUCCGGGUACCUUGAUGAAGGUCGGAAUGUCGGACAUUUUUCAGCUGCCAAGAAUCAAAGAAGAUAUAUUCUACGAGGCUGGAAGAAUUGUGAGAGAAUCUGAAAUUUUAUUGGAGAUGGCAGUACCUCUAAUCACUACGGGGAUUAGUUCGCCCGAGAAAUACGUAACAAUGCCUGGUAUCUGGAUUUGGAAUGAACAAAGAUCCGAUCCGUUUGCGCACUUUAAGAAAGUACAAAACGGGGUUAUAUUUCACCCCAUCAAAUUUUCGUCGAUAGUUGGUAAUCAAAAGUUGAGGAAAGAAUAUUGUGAUUUUUAUAUAAAAUAUUUGCUGUAGAAAAAAGUAUCUAAACAAAAAUAAUAACUACUAUUUUCGUUUAA
Molecule: messenger RNA, 3840 nt
Organism: Folsomia candida
Lineage: Eukaryota; Metazoa; Arthropoda; Collembola; Entomobryomorpha; Isotomidae
Product: probable glycosyltransferase STELLO1
Exons: 3
Coding region: 1532-3796 (754 amino acids)
Source: RefSeq, a predicted model, not a curated record